Molecule: messenger RNA, 1686 nt
Organism: Megalobrama amblycephala (Wuchang bream)
Lineage: Eukaryota; Metazoa; Chordata; Actinopteri; Cypriniformes; Xenocyprididae
Gene: echdc2
Product: enoyl CoA hydratase domain containing 2
Biological process (GO): fatty acid beta-oxidation
Cellular component (GO): mitochondrion
Molecular function (GO): enoyl-CoA hydratase activity
Source: RefSeq, a predicted model, not a curated record
ACAAAGUAUUUGAUUGGUGAACCGGGCGUCUACGUCAGAGUUACUCGCUUGUAGUGUUGUCAAGUCGUGUUACUAGGAGACUUUAAAAUGUGUAAAUAAGCUCGAACAUUAAAUGUACAAACAUACACAUAUUAAACACAUUAGGCUGCAAAGUGAGUCUCUCUAGGUGAAGGUUGACGGUUUGUUUGAGGAAGUGAAGUGAGGUGGGAAAAUGCACGAGCAAACUUGACAGUGUUUGUUGUAAUUUGGCGUUUCGCAAAGCUUGAAUCUCCCACACGGCUUAUUAUUAACAGCAACAGCUCCGGUUUAAUUCCGGGUUAUACGGUUUCAAUUCUGGUUUGGGAGCCAACAAGAUCACUGUUACAAUACAAUCAUGAGUGUAGCACGCAGAAUUGUUAUGAGGACUGGGAUGUUUCUCAUUCAGCCCAGCGUGCAGGUGAUGGCAGCGCGGUGUGUGUUUGCAGGGCCGAUUAAGCGACUUUCCCCCCCGGUCAGUUUUACUCAGUCCCGCUCGUGGUGCUCUGAUGGGCCCGUUGCUGAACGGGAUGAAGAAGUCAGGCUGCAUCGGCUUGAUGGUGAAGACAACGGUAUAGCGGAAGUGCUGAUGUGUCGUGAGAGGGCGCGGAACUCUCUGGGACGCGUGUUUGUGGGUCAGAUGAGAGAGCUGGUGUCAUCGUUACAUCAUGACGCAGCGGUUCGUGUGCUGAUCUUUAGGAGUUUGAUACCUGGAGUCUUUUGUGCAGGGGCAGAUCUUAAAGAGAGAGCCCAGAUGAGUAAUCCUGAGGCAGAGCUGUUUGUACACGGCCUGCGAUCACUAAUGAAUGACAUCGCUGCGCUGCCCAUGCCAACCAUUGCAGCAGUGGACGGCUUUGCUCUCGGGGGCGGUUUGGAAUUGGCUCUAGCGUGUGACCUUCGCACUGCAGCACAUUCUGCGCAGAUGGGCCUGAUUGAAACUACGAGAGGAUUACUCCCAGGGGCUGGAGGCAGUCAAAGGUUGCCCCGGACGGUCGGCUUUGCCAUGGCAAAGGAACUGAUUUUCACAGGACGCCGUGUCGGGGGUGAACAGGCUGCAGAGUUGGGGCUGGUCAACCGCUCCGUGCCGCAGAACCAGACAGGAGACGUGGCACACAUAGAGGCUCUUAGUCUCGCAAGAGAGAUCCUGCCUCAGGCCCCGAUCGCUGUACGAAUGGCCAAAGUAGCCAUGAAUCGAGGCUCUGAGGUGGACAUCUCUUCAGGAAUGGCCAUUGAGGGAAUGUGUUAUGCCAGGCUCAUUCCUACACGAGACAGACAAGAGGGCAUGUCUGCGUUUAUAGAGAAGAGGCCUCCGAGGUACAUUGGAGAGUGAAAGUUUAAACAAUACAGUACAAACAUAUUGAACAUUCUGUACUAUGACUAUGGUUUCAGUUUCCCUUGAAAUCUGAGCUUCACAAUGCCUAAAGAUAACAAAAAUGCAAAAACUUUGUCAUACUCUUCAUUUUGUUUUAUGUUUCUUGAUAGAGUUGCUAAAAGAAGUUUAUCCAGAUUGAGAAAAUACAUCAAAUACUUAAAAAUGAAAAAUUAUUCUAAAAAUAAAAUAGUUUGUAAUUGUGGAGCUAGGAAUAUUCAAAUUUUAAUAUUUAUUUGAAUGCUUUAAUUUGAGAAAUUCUUUUACAUGAACGUGUCAAUAAAGAUGGACAGCAGACUGAA